Daphnia carinata is the source of this 1744-nucleotide messenger RNA. Its product is annotated as UDP-glycosyltransferase UGT4-like. Lineage: Eukaryota; Metazoa; Arthropoda; Branchiopoda; Diplostraca; Daphniidae. Gene Ontology annotation, molecular function: UDP-glycosyltransferase activity. The record is from RefSeq and is a predicted model, not a curated record.
UAAACCCAUUGAGUAAGUAAGCAAUCACUCGUUUUCGCGUCCAUACACGGAAAGCAGAGAAGCAGCUCAACUAGCAGCACAGCAACCCAUCCUGAAGCUAACUCAAUAUCCAAUCUCUGAAAAUGGCUUGCAAGUACCAUUGGGUAAUUAUAAUUACAUUUCACGCUCUCCUCUUUGCUGACCAUUGCCACGGUCAUCGCAUCCUGGCAGUCAUGCCGUAUGCCUCAACAAGUCACAAGAGCACAAUCGUUCCUCUGAUUUCUGAGCUGGCGGCACGGGGCCACCAUGUCACUUACGUGUCUGGAAAGCCAACCGCACAACUGCAGAAGACGAGCAAUGUGAGAGAAAUUGUUAUCGACAUGAAAGUUGAGUUCACUGUCGCUAACAGAGGAUCUGGCAAACAGUCCUUUUUUGAAAACAUUGUGGAUCGACCUUUCAAGACUAAAAUGGCGUUCCUUGAAAAAUUCCGCGAAGUACCUGAAAGUACGAUCAACAGUACUUUUAAAGAUCCCCAAAUCAGACGCAUGAUGGAAAACGAAAAAUUCGAUCUCGUACUUAUUUCAGUCAUUACCGCUUACGUUGGCUAUCCGCUGGCUUGGCAUUUCAAUUGUCCGUUCAUUGUAAUGAGCCCCAAUGUUGUGCUGGCCGAUAUGCCGUUCGUAAUGGGAGAUUCGGAACACACCGAGUACGUCCCUUUCAUCAUGUCUGGUUUCACGCAUCAUAUGAGCUUGAUGCAGCGCACAAUCAACACAGCCCUUGUCCAUUUGACGACGAAGAUUCCGAAAUCGUUCAACACGCCCGUCUUCGACAAACUGGUACAACUUUUACCUGCGUGUCCUCCUCUGCUGGACAUCGAACACAACGUGAGCCUUGUUUUUACAAACACUCACCCGAGUAUCUCUUACCCACGAGCAAGUCCACCUAGCCUGAUCGAAGUUGGAGCUAUUCAUUGCCGACAUGCGCAGCCCUUACCAACGGAUAUGGAAGAGUUUAUUGAAGAUGGAGGCAAUGCUGCUGGGUUUGUAGUCUUCACCGUUGGAUCCGUCAUUCAGAUGGAUGAGAUGCCCGAAAAAAUCCUACAGGUGUUUAAGAAUGUGUUUGCCCGUUUGCCCCAGAAAGUGAUCUGGCAGUGGAAAAAUCAACCGAGAAAUCAGACCAUGCCUCCCAAUGUAAUGCUAUCCAGUUGGCUGCCCCAACAAGACCUUUUAGGUCAUCCAAAGUGCAGAGGAUUCCUUACGCACGGAGGCCUGUUGAGUACUCAGGAGGCUGUGUAUCAUGGCGUCCCUGUAAUUGGAAUUCCGUUUGUGACCGACCAAGAAAACAACAUGAUCAAAGCCGUUAUGGAUGGUUAUGCCAUCAAACUCGCCUGGAACGACAUAGACGAAGAGAAAUUGCAUGGCGCCAUUCUUGAUAUCCUUAAUGAAGAAAAGUAUCGAUCCAACGUCAAACGAUUACAGUCUUUGCUCAGAGAUCAGCCAGAAACACCACUAGAAAGAGCCGUAUUUUGGACCGAAUAUGUACUGCGUAAUAAAGGUGCUCCUGCAUUGGAGCUCGGGUCACGAAACCUGUCUCGUUUCCAACGAAACCUGAUCGAUGUCUAUUGCGUCUUGUUCACAAUACUCCUAUGUAUAACAGCAACAAUCAUCGGGAUCAUCAAAACGAUACGAAGGGCGCAACGGAGCUCCAAACAACACGAAAAGUAAAACGGAGUGGAAGCCCCAUGCAAGAGAAAAAUGAUCUCCAG